AUGGAUGUGCCAGAUCGACCAACAUCCAUGAUUGAUCCUGAGUCCGGAGACUGCAGUCUUCUCCUUUUUCUGGGUGCGCCUGAGCGACAAGCAACCAAGUCGGUGGCUGGCCGAGGGGUAUCCGGUCGAGGUGUACCAUCGAAGGCUAAAGAAUUAGCUGUUCGAGGGGAACCACUAUCGAAUAUUUUCUCGGGACCAGAUGACUUUAGUCCAUAUCUUAUAUUGGAUGCGCCUGAUCGACUAGCUUCCAAAUUCGGGACUUCCCGUAUAGCGCCAUCUCCAGAUGUGUCUGAACGACAAGCAUCUGAAUCCGGGGCGAACGGAAUCUUCAUCCCUCCGAUGGAUGUGCCAGAACGACCAGCAUCCAAGUCCGUGGCUGAUUCUACUGGCCGAGGGGUAUCCGGUCGAGGUGUACCAUCGAAGGCUAAAGAAUUAGCUGUUCGAGGGGAACCACUGUCGAAUCUUUUCCCGGGACCAGAUGACUUUAGUCCAUUCCUUGUAUUGGAUGCGCCUGAUCGACCAGCUUCCAAAUUCGGGACUUCCCGUAUAGCGCCAUCUCCAGAUGUGUCUGAACGACAAGCAUCUGAAUCCGGGGCGAACGGAAUCUUCAUCCCUCCGAUGGAUGUGCCAGAACGACCAACAUCCAAGUCCGUGGCUGAUUCUACUGGCCGAGGGGUAUCCGGUCGAGGUGUACCAUCGAAGGCUAAAGAAUUAGCUGUUCGAGGGGAACCACUAUCGAAUAUUUUCCCGGGACCAGAUGACUUCAGUCCAUUCCUUGUGUUGGAUGCGCCUGAUCGACUAGCUUCCAAAUUCGGGACUUCCCGUUUAGCGCCAUCUCCAGAUGUGUCUGAACGACAAGCAUCUGAAUCCGGGGCGAACGGAAUCUUCAUCCCUCCGAUGGAUGUGCCAGAACGACCAACAUCCAAGUCCGUGGCUGAUUCUACUGGCCGAGGGGUAUCCGGUCGAGGUGUACCAUCGAAGGCUAAAGAAUUAGCUGUUCGAUGGGGACCACUAUCGAAUAUUUUCCCGGGACCAGAUGACUUUAGUCCAUUCCUUGUAUUGGAUGCGCCUGAUCGACUAGCUUCCAAAUUCGGGACUUCCCGCUUAGCGCCAUCUCCAGAUGUGUCUGAACGACAAGCAUCUGAAUCCGGGGCGAACGGAAUCUUCAUCCCUCCGAUGGAUGUGCCAGAACGACCAAUAUCCAAGUCCGGAACUUUCGAAUCUGCUCUAACCAAACUUUCGCUGAAGCUUUGUACUUUGACUUUCGCUAAUCUCUUUCCUUCAACGCUGGUCUUCAACGUAUUAGGUUUUGUCGAUUUCUCGACAGUGUCUACCGAUUUCGCAGUAGACACGACUGAUUUCUCAGCAAGGUUUCUGUGA
This is a messenger RNA of Caenorhabditis remanei, 1380 nucleotides long. RefSeq lists its product as uncharacterized. NCBI's taxonomy places the organism in Eukaryota, Metazoa, Nematoda, Chromadorea, Rhabditida, Rhabditidae. The transcript has a single exon. Bases 1 to 1380 code for a protein of 459 amino acids. The record is from RefSeq and is a predicted model, not a curated record.